This is a messenger RNA of Dermacentor andersoni, 3233 nucleotides long. RefSeq lists its product as uncharacterized. NCBI's taxonomy places the organism in Eukaryota, Metazoa, Arthropoda, Arachnida, Ixodida, Ixodidae. The record is from RefSeq and is a predicted model, not a curated record.
UAAGAGUGUAGUGUAGAGGGCUUGUGGCAAAAGGGUGUAAUUUCGCUUAAGAGUGUAUUAGCGGUUUUUCUAGCUUAUGGUUGGCAACCAUGAACACUUGCUCUUCGGGUUAUUUAUACUACGCCGGUACAGUGCGUGUAGUUAUUUUAUGGUAGUGCAGUGUAACGUUGGUGCUAUCUGGCAAUGUCUCCAUAGCUGUGUCAACUGCGAUGGACUGUGAAGCGGCAGCUGUGAAACGUGGUCGCCCACGGAAGUACGCCUCAGAAGAUGAAGCAAGGCAACACAAGAAUGCGGCACUGCGAGCAAAGAGGCAGGCGCUCGCUGCUGCUAAAACCACCACCAGCAUGUCUCCAAAGGAACGCCGUGCCAGUUUACAACGUGCACGACGACAUGCGGAUGAAGGACUAAGACAACGCGAGGCCAAAGCUAAACGUCGAAAGCGCCAACAGGAUAAAGCACUUCGACAGCAAGAGGCUGAAGCUAAACGACGGAAACGGAAAGAGCAGGCCGAAGCUCGCGUCAAAGUGGCUCAUCAAGCCGCAGCGAAUUGUUUCAGCAAGGCGUCUGUGCAGAAUCCGUGCGGCAGUUCACUUCACCAAACUGACUAUGAUGCUUUCGCAUUCCCACACGAUCUCUCGGAGCAGGUGGCAGAAGUGCCUCCUCUGUCAAACCCUGUGGCAGUCGCCUCACCUACAGCAAUCACCGUGAAACCAGAGCCGCCCUCAACGCCGCCACUACAAUUUCCAUUGGACAGCACACCACCACAGUCGCCAUUGAAAACCACAUCACUACCAUUGGCUUCGAACAGCAAGCCACCACCGCAGUCUACACUGAAAACCCUAGUUGACAACUUGGCUCUUCGGUGCCACUGGGAGGAUGCCAUCCGCGAGGAGCUCAGAUGCGUUGAGCAGGGAAUGGCAUCUGCUCGUGCUGCUCUGGAGGAACUCCAGAGUAAAAAGCAAGAGCUACUUGCAACAGAAGCACAAGUCAGGAACAGAAGGCUGGGCAUAUUGCAGCGCCUACAAGGAACAGCGUCCUCACGGCCAGAGGAUGGCCAAGUGGCCGAGGGUGCGGCACCUACAAAAAUACACCCACCACCCACUGGUGGGACAAGGCUUAUGUUUAACGUCUCACAGGUCCUGCCUGAUUGUGCCCCUUUGGGUGUGACUCAGCAGAUUGCUACUGGCAACUGCACAAGCAAGGUUGAAGUGAUCAAGCUUGAUUAGUCAUGACUCCAAGUUUUCAGGGCCCAUGGAGAGGAUGCUGGGAACUUCCAACUAUCUCAGACGCAAGCCAGUCUUCAAAAGCCUUUGAAAGACCAUGUCUGUACCUGAUGAAGCUUCCAGAACCAGUUUCAGUUAGCCAUGAUUUAAUGAUGUACAAGUCAUGGCUUUGUUUGCUGUGAUAGCACGAAGUCAUUAUUUCCUCAGUGUGUUUUCAAUACAAGGCCUUUGGAACACGAGCCAUUCAUGCUUUGGAAAACUUUUGUCCAUUACCUUUUGUUUGUGUCUUUGUAUGUCGUAGCAGAAAUAUUAAUUUUAUCUGGUACUGGUUAUAUAGUUUAUGCAUGUUUUUCUUUAACUUUCGAACAUACUUUUAAAAGUUACCUUUGGUAAAUAGGGGUGUUCCAUCACUUCACAUGGAUUAUUGAAUGAGAAUGACAACGACCUUAUUUGCAUGGUAACUUUCAGUGUCCUGGUAGCUUUUUAAAAAGUUGCACCAGUCGAGUAAUUAAUUAUUUACUUUAGGUCAGAUGUUACAGUCGCACAAAUAUGACUAGGGGUGAAGCCGCAAUUUCCUAGCAGAAAACUAACACCAGUUCCGAGAGAGAAUGUCCCCAAAAUCGUCUAAAAUUCUGAUUGGAGGACCACUUAGGCCAAGAGAAUGUAGUGGUUCUAUUUUAAUUCUGUUCCUUUGUGCACUUGGUCAGUGGUCCAUGCAGUACUUCGUUUACAUCAGCACGAUCAGCCAGUCAUGAGUGGCUGAUGGUGAGAAUCGAAUGUAAUUAAGGUAAAAUAAAGCUUUACAUUGUGCCUUAGUUUCACAACAGAGUGCACAAGAAAGGCUCUGGAACUAUUAACUGAAACAUCAGUAUAUUUCAUAGCUUAUAUCCGAAAGAGUUAUCUCAGAACUGGUGCUGGUCUCAGGAUUUUUGUCAAGCAGUAGGAAGAUUUCACUACUGCCUGGCCUCAAUUUUGCAAUUGCGGCAUAUGUUCUUAGCAAGCAAUUAAAAGGUAAAUUGACAUCACUUUGUUACCUAGCCAUCUGAACAUAACCCAUUCUGCAAGGUCCACUUCUUGAGCUAAUCCACCUAGAGAGGCUGAAUUGGAUAUAUGCCACCUGCAAUUUUUAAAGGAUCUGUUCAAGAAAAGAAAAAUGGGUAUACCUUGCAUGUUCUUCACUUAUUCACAUGUUUUUUGUACCAAGUGAACAAGGAUCUAUUAGACAAAGUGUCAGAAUGCCUGCAACUUUUAACGAGCUCGCAUUGCAAUUUAAUGUGCUGUCAGGCCUUUGAAGGGCUAUCACCUAUUGUUCAUUUCCUGAUACCAUUGUACUUGCUAUGUUUUCCUCUUGAUUAUGUUAACAGAUUUAUUUUGACUUGCUCACAUGUGCAAGACAUUUAUGUGUGAUGUUUCAUGUGAUGUCUUAUUUGUUAGUGUUUCUUUAGCUUGACCUUCGUUUUUGUUGUUGCUGGAUUUGUUUACUGUGUGAUCAUCAAGUCAUUUACAUCUUGUCAGAUGUUGCUAGGACCAAAAGGAAAGAACACUGUUUCAGCCACAAACAGAACGUAAUGUAAUCUAAUGGUUUGCCUUAUAAUGCAAACUGUUAUAAGUUUGAGGUGGCUCUGACUGGUCUUAGCUCUGUUUAGGGAAAGAAAAUGGCUGGACCUAUUGAGCUGAUUUGAUUAGGUUGUCUGACUGUUGAAACAUCCUUUCUUUUCUACUCUUGUGCUCAUUAAUUCAUAGAUUGGCUUGUUCUUAUUUACGGGCUAGUACUUGUAAGCUUUUAAAUGUUGGUUGUUCUUAUUUAUUUAUUUAUUCACUUAUUUAUUGUUUUUUGUUACAUUCAUCAGUUUCUUUUUUGUUUGACGAGCAAUUUUUGUUGUUGUCAUGACAUGGCAUGCAGCAAGAUCUCCACAAUGAAACAAACGUGCAUGUAGCUGAAAAAUAAAUGUUACAGAAAGCACGAAUGCCAUUUUAAGGUUGUGAUUAAUGAAGAAUGUGUUCUUUAUA